Messenger RNA from Macrobrachium nipponense, 2766 nucleotides. Its product is annotated as hemicentin-1-like. Gene Ontology annotation, cellular component: neuron projection membrane. Lineage: Eukaryota; Metazoa; Arthropoda; Malacostraca; Decapoda; Palaemonidae. Gene Ontology annotation, biological process: synapse organization. The record is from RefSeq and is a predicted model, not a curated record.
GGGCUGUGGAAGCCGUUGGGUGCAGUCGUGUGGUCUUUACGCCGGGUUUCGACGCGGUCCGUCUCCUGUGGUCGUAGUGAAGUGAACUUGCUGAACAACUUAGACUGCUGCUUGUGUUCAGUUAUAUAUCUCCUGAUGGAAUAAACAAUCAGUUGUGCCAGAAUCUAAACAGCCUCAGUUUCCAGUGCCAGAAAAAACAACUUUAAAAACAAAGGAAAUUUUCAGUGACAGAAAAAAUAACUUUAAAAACCAAAGCAAUUUUCAGUGCCAGAAAACACCCGAAAACUCCUGAGAAAAAAACAACGUGAAAAUAAUUGUUCAAACUCUUAAGAGAAGACCUUUGGAAUUCGUUGACAGUGAUAAUGGGUGGCAUUAAGACCCCAGACUCUGCUGCUUCUUCGUGAGUGAAUUUGUUCCUCGAGAUAUAUUUGUUUAUUUUCUUUGCCCUUGGAAUCUGGCAUUGCACGACCAAGAAAUAAAAACAGACACAAAAAAACAAAAAAAAACAAAAAACUCUGAAAUGGAGCUUCACCGCAUCAGUGUAGUUUAGAUCCUCAGUGAAGCUUGGUGCUUCCUGACCGUCUGUCUGUCUGUCUGUCUAUCUUGAAUUUCUUGAAGAUGCUGUACCUUACCGGCAUAGUGGCUGCCGCAGGAGGGGGAGGUAUGGGAGGAGGAAGUGGUGGGAUAGGAGUAGGUGGGGGCGGCUUCGCCCCCAGCAUCGAGAGCUCCUAUGCCUACUCGUCGACGACCCUCUCCCCCUCGGGAGGACACUCGACUGACGCGGACACGCAGCCUUCCUUCUUGGGUAGACACAAUGCCACAGUUUCGGUCCACGCGAGCGACACGGCUUCCCUCGACUGUCAGGUGCUCAGACUGAAUGAGAAGACGGUGUCGUGGAUCCGUCGAAGGGGUGACCUCAUCCAUAUCCUGACCGUCGGAAUCCACACCUAUCACAACGACAACAGGUACAGCGUGCGCUUCGAGAACCCAAACAACUGGAAACUGCAGAUCCGUUACGCACAGAAGAGAGACGAAGGUCUAUACGAAUGCCAGAUAUCCACCCACCCGCCCAAAAUAAAGAGGGUUUACCUCAGCGUAACAGUGCCUGAAAUCGAGGUUCGAGACCCAAGGGGGGCGGUGGUCCGCGACGCCUACUACAGGGUGGAUUCGACAGUUGGCCUGCAGUGCGUGGUGAUGCCAGCCCCACCGACCCGUCUCGUCAGGUGGACCAAAGGAAACCACAUUGUUAACACGAUGCCAGAGAAAGGCAUCAGAGUGGACACCACCCUCGUCGGGAUGGGCAUCAGUUCAUGGCUGCACAUCGCCAGAGCGACAGAAUCGGACUCCGGGAAUUACACCUGUUCUGCUGGGGACACGGUUAUGCGCUCCGUGAGGGUCCACGUCCUGGACGGAGAGAGUUCCGCAGCAAUGCAACACUCCACAACGGACGGAGGGACCCACACCUGUACGACGUCUCCCUUCCUCGUCCUCGUCGUCCUGUCGAUAGUCCUGAGGCUCAGGUAGAUCCUAAAAGGACGUCAACCUUCUUUUCAUAUCAGGAAGAGGAGGAGGCUCAGGUAGAUCCUAAGGACGUCAUCCUUCUUUUCAUAUCAGGAUGAGCAACGGACGUCCCACACACGGACAUCCUUCGUAGGAUUCACAGUGGUGGUCCUCGUGAGCGCAUGAGAAUUGCAGACAUCUCUGUGAGUGGUUGUUAUUGACAAUCAAUGCAGUUCUUUUUUGUGUGAAUCGACCUAAAACUUAUUCACGUGUCGUUAUUAAGUAAGUGACUGUAAGUUUCGUCUUCAGUGGCAUUUUUCGAGUGUGAAGUGACAUUCGUUAUAUAAGCAAAGUAAAGACAUACUCGUGCAGGGGGUUGGAAAAGUGUCCCAAAUAGGUUUGACUUCUUGUUGGUAAACGUCAAACCUUUAUUGAUUGUGGUGUGGUGAGUUUUGUAUACACCUAUCGCAAAUAUAUUUUUGUUUGUGUUUUUUUUCCUCCUAAUCAUAUGUUGUCUCCAGAAUCAUAAACUAAAGUAUCUUAUGGAAGAGGGUCGAUUUCUCUAGCUCACGCUGAGGGACAAUUAUGGUAAAUAAGCUCUCUAGACUGGUACAGUGAACAAGCUCUCUAGACUGAUACCGUGAACAAGCUCUUUAGACUGAUAGAGAAAAAUACCAACUUCUUGGGAUGUGAAUGGAAAGUUAACAGCGUUGGCGCAUGCGCGGAACAAUGGCUGUGGUUACUGCCUAUCCAGUGCUAUCGUCGAAAAGUAUGAUUUUCAUGCCUCGUAGGAAAAGGAGUUUGUUCAUAUACAGUUGACGAUGAAUCCAAAAACAAUUUGACUGGAAAUGAACUGUUCGAAGUGCAGUUGAAAUUAGAUUUUAUACAGGCGUGAGGAAGAGAGGAAUAGAGAGAGCGAGAGAGAGAGAGAGAGAAACAAAUUUUAUGUGAUGUGAUACUACAAACAUUCUGAAAGGCUCCAAGCAGCAGAACAAUGAACUUCGACAACUUCUCCCAAUAACCAAAGCUUCUUAUUUUCUGGAGGAAAUGAAUAAUGAAAUAAAUUGAACCAAGACAUUAGAGAGAUAUCCUAAUAUUUAUUACUGAUAAAAAAUAAAAAAUAAAAAUUGAAUCGAGCAAAAUCAGCAAGUUUUAUGUUUUGUCUUCAGUCUGUUGGAGAGACCAGACGCAAAUGAUAGAUCAUGUCAGUGACCAAAAAAAAAAUAAAUAAAUAAUCAUUUUAGAAAAUAAAAAGGCUAAUAGUGA